This is a messenger RNA of Microdochium trichocladiopsis, 1677 nucleotides long. Its product is annotated as putative acetamidase. The record is from RefSeq and is a predicted model, not a curated record. The transcript is spliced from 3 exons. Lineage: Eukaryota; Fungi; Ascomycota; Sordariomycetes; Xylariales; Microdochiaceae. The coding region runs from base 1 to 1677 and encodes 558 amino acids.
AUGGCUCCCAGUGAAAAGCCCGCCUGGAAACUCCGCGCCGCCCAGAAGCGAGCCGAAGUCCACGCCAGCAUCCCCGCCGAAUACAUCCUCCCGGCAUCCAUCCUCGCCUCCCCGCCCAAGGACACGCUGCAAUGGCUCCGGACCUCGGGCAUCCUGGACCCGACCGAGCUCGAAAUCACCGAGACCACCUCUGCCCCGGUGCUGCUCGACAAGCUCGCCACCGGCGUCUACACGGCCGUCCAGGUCCUCCGCGCAUUCUUCAAGCGCGCCGCCCUCGCGCAGCAGCUCAUCGGGUGCUGCACGGAAAUGUUCUUCCCCUUGGCGCUGCGCCGGGCCGAAGCCCUGGACGAGUACUACCGCUCCUCGGGGGGGAAAGCGGUCGGUCCGCUGCACGGGUUGCCGGUGAGCCUGAAGGACUUGCUGGAUGUGAAAGGGGUGGACUCGACCGAGGGCUGGGUCGGGCAGAUUGGGAAGCCCAAGGAGAAGGACUGCGGGCUUGUCGAGGUGCUCAGGGGGCUGGGGGCUGUGAUGUAUGUCAAGACGAAUAUUUCGCAGAGUAUCAUGAUGGCCGACUCGUACAACCACGUCUUCCUGCAGUCCCUGCACCCGCGCAACCGCGAGCUCAUCUCGGGCGGCAGCUCCGGCGGCGAGGGCGCGCUGGUCGGCAGCCGGGCCUCGGUGAUCGGGUUCGGCACCGACACGGGCGGGUCCGUCCGGAUCCCGUCGCACCUCCAGGGAUGCUACGGGCUCGCGCCGACCGUGGGCCGGCUCGCGUUCGCCGACUCGGCCAAGGCCCGCCGGUUCAUCGCGCCGCCCGUGGUGGGACCCAUCGCGAGCAGCCUCGCCACCAUGGAGUGUGUCCUCGCGGCGUACCUCGGGGCCCAGCCGUGGCUGCGUAACCCGGAGGUGUAUCCCAUCCCCUGGAGGAAGGAGCUUGCUGACGCGGCGCGGUUUGAGCCGGAAAAAGGUGGGAGGAAGUUGAGGAUCGGGUGGUAUCUUGAUGACGGCAAAGCCCUGCCGCAGCCGCCCGUCACGGCGACGGUGCGGAGGGUCAUUGGCCUGCUGCGCACCGCGGGCCACGAGGUCAUCGAGUGGUCGACCGCCGAGCACGAGGAACUCUGGCAGUCCUGGGGGAAAGCGAUCAUGGACGACGGCGGCAAGUACGCCAACGACUCGUGCGCGCUCAGCGGGGAGCCGCUGAUCGAGGGCAUGAUUGUCGGCACGGACGCGGACCUCCUGAGCCAGGACGAGGCCGAGGCUCUCGCCGACUUGCGCGUCGAGCAUCAGAAGGCGUACCUGAAGCGGUGGAGCGAGGCCCGGCUGGAUGCGCUGGUCACGCCGAUCCAGCCGUGGACGGGCCUGCGCAGGCGGGAGUGGGUCAGGAGCGAGCCGCAUGUCGGGCUCACGUGUAUCUGGAACUGGCUGGGCUUCGCGGCGCUGGCGGUGCCGGUGGGCGUGGUCGACGAGGAGAAUGUCAAGGGUGACGAGACCUGGACGAAGCAUCAGCCCAGAAACAACAGCGACAAGAUCAACUAUGAGAGUUACGACCCAGCACUAGUAAUGGGCCAACCUGUUGGUGUCCAGGUUGUUGGCGGGCGGUUUGGUGAGGAGCAGAGCAUUGCAGUGGCCAAGGUCAUUGAGAAGCUGCUUGCAGAGGAUAACGCAAAGAAGGCUUGA